CUGGUGACUAGCGUCUAUUGACGCCAAACAUUAGACAGAGAUAAGAGAACAGUUGCUUUGGUUCUCAACUAGUUUGUUAUCUCGUGGCUACAAUUUAAACAAGGAUCAUGUUCUUGGAGAUUCAUCUUUAUUUACAGGUCACAUUCAGCAACACAGAAUAAUGUUUCGCUGUACGUCUGUGGUUCUUUCUGUUAUCGCCAUCCUGGCAACUGGAAUUGCAGGAAACAAAUACCUGCCCAAACCAUUUCACAAGAAACAAGUGGCCUGCGGUGCUGAUGAGUUUAAAUGUAAUAACAACGCUUGCAUAGGAGCUGAUCGCGUGUGCGACACCCACAGAGACUGCUCUACAGGUGAAGAUGAGGUGGGCUGCCCUACAGAUUGCUCUGGACCCCAUCAGUUUAAGUGUGAUGGAACGAAAUGUUUUGGUGUAGUAGACAGGUGCGAUGGAUUCUAUGACUGCCACGAUUACACUGAUGAAGCUGACUGCGCCGGGUUUGAGUGCACGUCCGGCAGGGUCCGCUGCGAGACAUCCCACGCCUGCAUCCUGGAGUCAUGGAAGUGUGACGGAGACGUGGACUGUGAGGACCAUUCCGACGAGAAGGGCUGCGUCACCGGCAGCUGUAGCGCUACCCAGUUCCUGUGCGCCGACGCCUCCAAGUGCAUUCCCAAGGACUACCUCUGUGACGGCGACAAUGACUGCAAGACCGACCACAGUGACGAGAUCGGCUGUAGCUGCACUGCCACUCAGUUCAAGUGCCCAACUGGACCCUGCAUUCCCCAGACCUACUUAUGCGAUGGCGACAAUGACUGCGGGGACAUGAGCGACGAACAGAACUGCCCCGACCAGCCUGCCAACGUGUGCAGGGAUGUCCUCACCUUUGAAGACUGUCACCGCAUGAACCAAACCACUCACCCAGUAUGCUUGAUCCAAGCUGAUGGCAACAAAUUUUGCAGGAAAUACUGCGGAUUCUGUCACUAGAGCCUUAGAAAGCAGAUUCUGCUGUGAUCAAUCCAAGAAUCGUACCAUGAUGCAUUCGUUACAAUGCUAAAGCUUUAUAGUAACUUAUAGCCCUGCUGCUUUGAUUCUAAGCAUGAGAACUUUGGUAAUUAAAUGUUUAUCCACUGUCAAA
Biomphalaria glabrata is the source of this 1130-nucleotide messenger RNA. Its product is annotated as sortilin-related receptor-like. NCBI's taxonomy places the organism in Eukaryota, Metazoa, Mollusca, Gastropoda, Planorbidae. The record is from RefSeq and is a predicted model, not a curated record. The transcript has 4 exons. Gene Ontology annotation, molecular function: protein binding. Bases 161 to 979 code for a protein of 272 amino acids.